CCUUGUGGUCGAAAUGAUUGCGCCGCAUUCUAGUAGACGCAAGGUCGCCGGUUCGAUUCCGGCCUCGGACAUGGGUGUUAAAUGUGUGUGUGAGUCUGUAUUUGUCCAAUUUUAAACGCUAAUUAAAUAUUAAGAAAUAAGCUGGCUGAAUGUCGUAAUAGACAAGUGGCCAAAAAUAGGAAAAAAAAAAAAUUUGUCUAGUCCUCUGGCACCUUGUAAAACCAAUCCAGAAAGAUAUGAUUGUCAUAUCUAAAUAAAACUUUGGUAAUUUGCUCAAAUUUUUAAUUUAAUGCCGGUAAAAUCUCUCUAUUUUAAAUUUUAAAUAUCUCCAUAAUUUUAAAUAAUUUAAAAACAGUUUAGUCAAUAAGUUAAGAUGGUUUUUAAGUGCCAGAGCGAUUCAUACUUAAAAGAGUUUACUUCAAAAGUAAUCUCCUGUAAUAAGAUCAAUUUUACGGAAAAUACCAAUGGCAAAUCUACAACAUCAGAGGCUUAUGAGGUUACUCUUGAAGAUACGAUUUUGUUUCCGGAAGGUGGAGGUCAGCCCUGUGAUUAUGGUACUUUAAAUAAUGUCCCUGUGGUCAAAGUAGUUAGGCGUGAAGAUAUAGCUGUACAUAUUACUAAAGAACCAUUAAAUGUUGGGGACGAAGUGUUACAAAAAAUUUCUUGGGAGAGAAGAUUUGAUCAUAUGCAACAACAUUCUGGUCAGCAUUUGAUAACAGCAAUUAUUGAUAGGAAGUUUAAUAUUCCUACAGUUAGUUGGUACCUUGGUGAAGAUGUCUCUUACAUUGAAUUAGAUGCCACAAAAAUAUCAACAGAACAAAUUACUGAUGCAGAAAACGAAAUUAAUGACCUAAUUAGACAAGGUAAAAAAGUGACAGUAGAUGUUUAUACUGAGGAUACUCCAGAAGAACUUCUGAAAGAGGCAAGAAGUGCAAGGGGUCUUCCCGAGGAUCAUAAAGGAGGUAUUCGAGUGAUAAGGAUUGAAGAUGUUGAAGGGAAUAUGUGUUGUGGAACUCAUGUAACAAAUUUAGGUCAAUUGCAAGUUGUAAAAUUACUGCAUUCAGAAAAGAGUAAAAGAAAAGAUAAAACAUUUUUAUACUUCCUUGUCGGUAAUAGAGUUGUGAAAAGACUAUCUUUGUGUAUUGAUAGAGAAGAAAAACUUGGAACACUUUUAAAAAAUAACCCAUCUCAACAUCCAGAACUAGUAGAGAAGCUACAGAAAAAUCUUAAAACUCUUACAAAAAAUGUUCAGAGUGUUCUAAAAGAUUUGGCUACUCUAGAGGCCAAGAAACUCAAUGAUAUGCUCCCAAUCCCAUCAUAUUUUUCCAUGCAUAGAAGAGAAGCAGAACCAGACUUUAUGAAUACAUUUGUCAGAGAACUGGGCGAUAGAAAAGAUAUUUUAUUAUUUCUAUCGACCGGAGAUGAAAAACAAGUAGGGAACAUUGUUGUAUAUGGUGCUGAGAAAGAUGUAUCGAUCCUAGGACCAAAGAUAUGUGAGCUAUUAGGUGGUAAAGGAGCAGGUAAGGGAAACAAGUAUCAAGCUAAGGUAUCAAAUAUGGCAAAUAGAAACAAGGUGGAGGAGUUAAUUGCUAAUUAUUUCAAAGAAUAGGUGCAUAUUGAGUAUUAAUUUAAGGGUAUUGUAGUGAAUAAAAGCAUUAUUAACCGUAAAAA
Messenger RNA from Sitophilus oryzae (rice weevil), 1671 nucleotides. Its product is annotated as alanyl-tRNA editing protein Aarsd1-B. Bases 374 to 1609 code for a protein of 411 amino acids. Gene Ontology annotation, molecular function: aminoacyl-tRNA ligase activity; Ser-tRNA(Ala) deacylase activity; ATP binding. Lineage: Eukaryota; Metazoa; Arthropoda; Insecta; Coleoptera; Curculionidae. The transcript has 7 exons. Gene Ontology annotation, biological process: regulation of translational fidelity; tRNA aminoacylation. The record is from RefSeq and is a predicted model, not a curated record.